This is a messenger RNA of Thelazia callipaeda (thelaziosis nematode), 1434 nucleotides long. The record is from the annotation of a GenBank genome assembly. Lineage: Eukaryota; Metazoa; Nematoda; Chromadorea; Rhabditida; Thelaziidae.
AUGUCAUCGAAGGUAAAUCACUGUACGAAAGAAUUAAGUGCAUCUAUGGAUCGUAAUUUAUUGCUACGUUUUGACGAUGAUACAAUAUUUUUCAAUAAAUAUCGCUCAAACCGUCAGGAAAUUAAAAUUAAGAAUAACGCGCAAGUCGCUAAAAAUCUGAUUGAAUUUCAUUACACAGGAAUUCUUCAAGUUCGAUUUUCUGAAAUCGAAAAAUUUUUUGUGGUCGCAAGUGAACUUACAUUCCAUAUUGCUUUGGAGGCUUUAUCACAAUUAUUGGAAAAACACUCUUGUGAUAAUAGCUAUCACGCAGUCAUCUGCGCAAACAUAGCUUGUGAUCCCAAGAAUCAAGUUGCUGCGCCCUGUGUUUUGAGCAUUAUCAAUCAUGCCGUGGGCUUUCUUAAGCAAGCAAAAUUCUGCAACUCAUACCGAUUAUGUGCAAGACCUUAUGCAGCGUACCGAAUCCUGCAGACAUUAGCUGCUUCAACGAACUGCAAGUUUAGUACGCAGGUAGCAUUAGAUUGGUUACUGUAUGAUGAACGACGAUAUAUGUACGCAGAUUUUCUGCUUGAAGCAAUCGUCUAUGAAGCAUCAGACGAAUUAAUGGAAUUUGUGGAUAAUAUAGUACCAAAUCUUCCACGACAAAUUUCUCAAACACUGUUGCAACACAGUAAUCGAGCUAAGUUCCAGUACUUGUUAUCAGGUCAAAAAGUGAACGUAAAAAGCGGCAAGCAUUUAAUUACUGAAAAGAAAAAAUCUGCUUCUGAUAAUUUCCAGAAUCAAUCAUCAUUAAGAUCUAAUUCUGAAAAUUAUCAGACGCCAUCUGCCACAUUUAUCAAUGUCCAGAAUGCACGUGAGAUUAAGAAAAACCAUAACAUUCUAUCUGUUGAUACUGGAACGCAGCCUUCAUCAACUACCAGUUUAACAUCAAUUUUAUCUGCUCAGACAGAAAAUUUGUUAUUGCCAGCUUCUUCAUCAGCUCAAAUUUUUGAUGAACGUCUGUUAAGUAAGAAAGUGAAAACUAUACCACAUUUGAACACAAAUAUAUCGACAGAAAUUCCACUGAGUAAAAGUAAUGCCAAACCAAGACGGUCAUAUAUUCUGGGAAUAUCGUCGGAUUCUGAUGAAAAUGCAAAAGGAAUCAGUGAUUACAUGGAUUUCUUGAGAAAUGGAAAAAACUCGAAAGUUAAUGAGAAAAUCAUUGAGUUUGGGAAGAAGAAUACGGAAGGACUGUUUCAAUUACUCAGACUUGAACGUCAAAAAAUUGAAAAUUGCAAGAAGUCAAGUUCUGUAUGUGAUACUUCAGAUGUGCAAGUACUUUCUUGUUUUGAUGAGGCACCUAUUGUAUUUCCUAGCACCCAUAAUAGAUACCAAUUACCAGACGAUCCAAAGCCCAAUAUUGAUGCUACUUUGCUAAAUAGAGGUUACUUUAUAUGA